AUGGAAGCCUUCAACUUUGCGACGUCUCUUGACCUGACCGAGCUGUCGGUCCAUGUUCGAAUAGACCGUCUUGAUGGAAACCAGAAGCCCAUUCCUUACUCGGUUUUGUUGAAGCGGCCGGACCUAAGGCACCGAGCUUCGAAUAUCAACCCACACUUUGAGCUAUAUGUGACGGCACAGAUAUGGGCAGACAGCAAGCCCCUCACCGUCCCCGUUCAAACUGCCUACAAGUCCUUCAAGAACGCGCGCAUCUGGAACGAAUGGCUCCAGCUGCCCGUCACGUAUGCGAACCUCCCCGUCUCGGCCCAGAUAGCCAUCACAGUAUGGGACCUGUCUCCUGCUGAAGACACUGACUCGAACCUCCAUGCCGUACCCUUUGGGGGCACCACGAUACCGCUGUUCGACAAUGACAACACGCUGCAUAAGGGCAGACAACGCUGCCGGAUACACCGCUUCAAGGCAGCAGAUGGCCUGACCAAUACUACAACGCCGUGGGUGAUACCGCCGGCGCGACGUAGUAGGAAAGCAGAGGUGGUGGAGGACACUGUGGAUGAGCAGGUCGCUGAGAUGGAGAGGCUGGAGGGUUUGUUGAAGAAGCAAGAGAUGGGCGAUCUGCCAACCAACAACUGGCUCGACGGCCUGGUAUACAAGAAGAUGAUGCAAAUACGGAAAGAGGCGCUCAAAGCCGAGGCUGUAGCGUUGAACCGACAAAGCAAGACAAACGGAACGAAUGGUUCUACAGACAGCGAAGACCAGGAACUCUUCUAUCUCGACAUCGAACUUCCCCGCUUCGAUCACGCCAUUGUUUUCUCCGACGUCGAGUACCCACCACCCCCCGUAUCAGACCUGCGAUUACCUGCCGAAGCCGAUGUAAGGUUGCGACCCCCACCAGAAGUGUCGUUCGGUCCGGGAAUUGACAUCGAUGGAAUCGGAUAUGGUGAUGCAGAUGCAGGUCGGCUUAUCAAGAUCUACGAUCCUGAAGUCGGUCGAAGGGUCAACCCCGCCGAGGAUAAGCAUCGUGAACUGAUGCGCAGUCAGCAGACUGAUUCACUUGAUCGCGAUCGGAAGCCUAACGUGCACGUUCGAGACAAGCUCAACCUGCUGCUUUCCAAGGGACCUCUUGAGGAAAUUACAUCACAUGAGCGAGACGACAUCUGGAAGUUCAGAUACUUCUUGCUACGAGACAAGCGAGCUUUGACCAAGUUUGUCAAAUGCGUCAACUGGAAGAACCCACGAGAAGCACGGCAAGCUGCGCCCUUGCUCGACAAAUGGGCAGAAAUAGAUGUCGACGAUGCGCUCGAACUUCUUGGACCUCAUUUCGACCACCCUGUAGUACGAAGCUAUGCAGUUGAGCGGCUGAAGAAGGCGGACGAUGAAGAGCUCCAGCUCUACCUUCUACAACUGGUGCAAGCGCUAAAGUACGAAGCGCCAGGUGAAGGUGAUGACUCGUCGUUAGCGCGCUUCCUUGUUACUCGUGCAGCCAACAGUUUCACACUGGGCAACUUCCUUCAUUGGUAUCUUAUGGUGGAGAUCAGUGACUUCAGCACGGAUCAAGAGCCAGAACAUCGUGAACUUUUCGCCAAGGUCGAAUAUGACUUCAUGGUCGAGCUAGAGAAGACACCCGAGGGUGUUGGAAUCCGCAAGACCUUUCAGCGCCAAGGCGAACUCCUCACCAUCUUGGCCAAGAUAUCAAAGGACGUGCGCUUCGGUGGGGGUGACCGAGCUACAAAACUUGCUCGUCUCAAGAAGGCAAUCGCCGACCCAAAGAAUGAGCUCACUAACUUCGAUCCACUGCCUCUACCUCUGGACCCGUCGGUCUACAUCACCGGGAUAUCGACAGAAGACUGCAAUGUCUUGAAGUCGUCUUUACUGCCUAUGGUACUUUCCUUCAAGACUACGACGUCAAACCCAUAUCCAAUAAUCUUCAAAACUGGCGAUGACCUGCGUCAAGAUCAACUCGUCAUUCAGAUUAUCACAUUGAUGGACCGGCUCCUUCGCAAAGAGAACCUCGAUCUAAAGCUAACACCAUACCGUAUCUUGGCUACUUCUACCUCUGCUGGCGCCUUCCAGUUUGUCCCGUCGAUGAGCAUCGCAGCAGCGUGCCAAAAGCACAAAGGUUCGCUGCUUGCCUACCUACGCGCCAACAACCCCGACGAUAGCGCUCCUCUUGGUGUCCGCAAAGACGCAAUGGACACAUACAUCAAGUCAUGCGCCGGAUACUGUGUGAUAACUUACCUCCUCGGUGUUGGUGACCGUCAUCUUGACAAUCUUCUGCUCGCUCCAUCAGGUGCCUUCUUCCACGUGGACUUUGGUUACAUCCUUGGGCGAGACCCGAAACCCUUUGCACCAGCUAUGAAGCUUUGCCGUGAGAUGAUAGAAGGUAUGGGCGGCGUGCAGCACCCGAAUUACCUUAUAUUUAAAGAGUACUCGUACACAGCGUGGUCUACCUUGCGCAAAUCUUCAAACCUCAUACUCAACCUGUUUGCUCUCAUGCAGGGAGCCAAUAUCCCGGACAUCAAGAUAGAGAGGGAAGGUAGUGUGAGGAAGGUUCAAGAGCGCAUGUGGCUAGGGAAGGGUGUAGGUGGGGCCAAGAAUGAAGAUGAGGCAGCGAGAGAAUGGGAGGGGCUCGUUGAGGAAUCAUUGGGUGAUUGGAAGGCUGGGGUAAUUGACUGGGCGCACGAGUUUGUUCAGACCUAUUGGCGGAAGUAA
Molecule: messenger RNA, 2709 nt
Organism: Alternaria atra
Lineage: Eukaryota; Fungi; Ascomycota; Dothideomycetes; Pleosporales; Pleosporaceae
Exons: 2
Coding region: 1-2709 (902 amino acids)
Biological process (GO): phosphatidylinositol-mediated signaling; endocytosis; autophagosome assembly
Cellular component (GO): phagophore assembly site; cytoplasm; phosphatidylinositol 3-kinase complex, class III, type I
Molecular function (GO): 1-phosphatidylinositol-3-kinase activity
Source: RefSeq, a predicted model, not a curated record